Messenger RNA from Penicillium canariense, 2019 nucleotides. Its product is annotated as putative pyruvate carboxylase. The transcript is spliced from 2 exons. The coding region runs from base 1 to 2019 and encodes 672 amino acids. The record is from RefSeq and is a predicted model, not a curated record. Gene Ontology annotation, molecular function: ATP binding; metal ion binding. Lineage: Eukaryota; Fungi; Ascomycota; Eurotiomycetes; Eurotiales; Aspergillaceae.
AUGCCGUUCUCCCCGCAUUCGCGGUCGUUUAAGCGACUGCUGGUUGCCAACAGAGGUGAAAUAUCUGUGCGCAUACUCCAUGCUGCGCGAGAAUUACCUAGUCCAGUCGAAACAUUUGCUCUCUACACGUCGGACGAUCGGUCCCAUUGUGACCUAGGGCGUCCACAUCAUGCGAUUCAAAUCCCCUCAGCAUCAUCAUAUCUGGACAUCUCUUUUCUCGUCGAACUAGCCCGCAAGCACUCAAUCGAUGCUGUGCAUCCUGGGUAUGGCUUCCUUAGCGAGAGCGCGGAGUUUGCGCACCGCAUAUGGACCGAGGCCAGCGCCGUCGUGAUAGGGCCUGGGCCCGAAAACCUCGCCCGGACGGGCGAUAAACUGCAAGCAAAAAAGCUAGCACAGCAUUGUGGUGUCCCUGUUCUAGAGGCUAUGAGCGAACCGACUGCUAAUGUGGAUGAGGCGCGGGUUUUUGCAAGGCAGGUUGGAUUUCCCGUUAUGGUCAAAGCCGUGGAUGGAGGCGGUGGUCGGGGUAUUCGUCUUGUCCGCGAAGAGAAGGACUUGGACAAUAGUAUCCAGCGUGCUCUAGGUGAGUCUCCUUCACGAACAGUGUUCGUGGAAAAGGCUGCUGUGGAUGGAUUCCACCACAUUGAAAUCCAGGUAAUUGGCGAUGGCACUGGCCAGGUGCGCCACCUCUGGGAGCGAGAUUGUAGUGUGCAGCGGCGCUUUCAAAAAGUGGUCGAAUACGCACCGGCAUUGAUGUCUGAUCGUGGGCUGGUGUCUCGAGUGAUCGACUCGGCAUUGAAGAUGGCUAGUGAAAUUCGCUAUCAAUCCCUAGGCACGUUUGAGUUUCUAGUCAGUGAGAGCAAAGGAGAAUUCUACUUCUUGGAGAUCAAUCCGCGGCUGCAGGUUGAGCAUACUAUUACAGAGUCUAUCAGUGGGAUAGACCUGGUGCAGACACAGCUUCAACUAGCACAGGGAUGGACUUUCGAGGACGUUGGCCUGGGAUCUGAUGUCAAUGCCAGUGCUCCGCCGCCAGCUAAUACCUACUCAAUCCAGCUUCGGCUCUGUUCGGAAGACCCAAGCAACAAUUUCGCUUUGAGUAUUGGCAAGGUAACGGAGUUUGCUGUGCCCAGCGGCCAUGGGAUCCGUGUCGACACCAAUAUCGAUGUCUCCGGGGCGUUUCCAUUGGUCGUGGGCUCGAACUUCGACAAUCUUCUUGCCAAAAUUAUCGUCACAGCCUCCACCUGGGAGGCCACCGUCCGAAAGGCCCAGCGAGUACUAGCCGACUCGAGGAUUUCCGGUGUCAAAACGAACAUCAAUCUCCUGCGGGGCAUUGUGGCGCAUGCCGAUUUCUUAGCGAGCCGUAUCGACACGCAAUGGCUUAGCCUCAGACUAGAUGAAGCAUACCGGUUAGGCGAAAGCAUCUUCAAGACUCUGCCAAGCCAGAGUGCUCUCGGUGGCUCCUCUCAGCAGCGAAUGGCACAAGGCGGACUGCCAUCCUCAAGCAUGCUGUUCCGCAAAGGGGACGCGUGGUCCAUUACGCUGCAGCCACUCGAAAACGGGAACCCGCAACCAUCAGCCAAAGUGGCGCAUCACCUCAAGCUAUCGCGGGUCCUGCGAAAUGAAUUCCCCACCUCCCUAGCCGCUGAGAUAGAGUAUACGACUCCGUGGUCGAAAACCGCAGUUCCGUACCGAAUGCAAUUGGAUACGACGACGACGGCGGCAUCGGCAUUGGUGUCGUCGUCACACCGGCGGGGCGAUCCGAAUAAUCCAAGCCAUAUUGUGCUGCCGCUAUCGGGGAAGCUCAUCGAGGUCCUAGUCACCGAUGGGGAUGUCGUGGCGGAGAAUCAGGUCUUGGCUUUUGUGAAACAGAUGAAGAUGGAGCUAGAGGUACGGAGUCCCCGGGCUGGGACGGUGCGAUGGGUGCACGAGAUGGAAGAGGAGGAUGAGGAUGUUGCGGAGGGGAUGUUGUUGGUGGAAUUGGGUGAGACGGGGGAGAGGGAGCCGAUUAGGGGGAAGCUGUAG